GACGCCGACUUCUUUGCAAAUAUGGCAGUCGACGCGGCACUGGCCGUAAAGAUUUCCGAUGGACAUGGUGGCUUCCUGUAUCCUACAAAAGCUAUCAAUAUUUUGAAAGCGCAUGGACGUUCAAUGAGAGAGAGCAUGCUUGUUAACGGAUAUGCACUUAACUGCACUGUUGCUUCUCAGCAGAUGCCAAAGCAGAUAAAGAAUGCUAAAAUUGCCUUCCUGGACUUCAAUUUGCAAAAGGUUAAACUAAAGCUCGGCGUUCAGGUUUUGGUCAAUAACCCAGACAAGCUGGAGGAAAUCCGCAAUCGCGAAGCUGACAUAACCAAGGAGAGAAUACAGAAGAUCCUCCAAGCGGGCGCCAAUGUCAUUCUUACCACGGGUGGAAUCGAUGACUUGUGCAUGAAAUACUUCGUGGAAGCCGGUGCUAUGGCGGUUCGCCGUUGCAAGCGUGUAGACCUUAAGCGGAUAGCCAAAGCUACUGGCGGCCAACUCGUCGUCACUUUAUCGAACAUGGACGGCGAAGAAACCUUUGAAUCUUCAUUUUUGGGGGAGGCCGGUGAGAUUGUUCAAGAACGCAUUUGUGACGACGAGCUUAUCCUCAUUCACGACCCGAAGGCACGUUCGUCGGCCAGUAUAAUUUUAAGAGGAGCUAAUGACUUUUACGUGGAUGAGAUGGAGCGCUCUUUGCACGAUGCUCUUCAGAUUGUGCCCCUUAUUGUACCACUCGUCAUUAUAAACUUGCAGGUGGUCAAACGGGUUCUGGAAAGCAAGUGCAUUGUGCCAGGUGCGGGGGCCUGCGAAGCGGCUGUCUCGAUCUUUCUAGAAAACUUCGCUAUGACGAUGGGUUCCAGAGAGCAGUUAGCAGUCGCCGAAUUUGCCCGUGCCAUGCUGGUGAUUCCUAAACAGUUAUCUGUCAACGCUGCUUUGGAUAGCACGGACCUCGUAUCGCGCCUGCGUGCCUGCCACAACACUAGCCAGUUGAAGUCUGAGCUUGCGGACACCAAGUUCUGGGGACUGGACUUGACGAGGAAUUGCAUCGCAAACUGCAAGGACCUUGGCAUCUUUGAGCCGCUUGUUUCAAAAAUAAAGAGCCUGAAGUUCGCUACUGAAGCCGCCAUCACAAUUUUACGCAUUGAUGACCUGAUUAAACUCAGGGAAGAAGCACCCACCGAAGACCGCGACUAA
Molecule: messenger RNA, 1185 nt
Organism: Dibothriocephalus latus
Lineage: Eukaryota; Metazoa; Platyhelminthes; Cestoda; Diphyllobothriidea; Diphyllobothriidae
Source: the annotation of a GenBank genome assembly